AUGUCCGAAGGAUCGAGCUAUUCUCCCAACUUCAAACGACCAUCGGAAAUUAUGCGAAUGCGAAGAAAAAGAGCCCGCAGCGAAGCUUUCGAUAGCCCAAGCAGCGACGCCAGCGGCACCGAGCAAAGCACCCCUUCCCCGUGUGUCCGUCCCUUCUCUCCUGGCCCACUUUUUUCCAGCAAUCGUGCUCGCUCCGGUGGUGGGGUGAAACGCAGGAACCCCUUCGCAAACAUUGAGAACAGACAUGGUCAGGGGAAGAAACGUCUCGUUUAUAACGACGAAGGAAAAGACGUGGACGACGACGAGGCGGGCGGCCAAAAGCGAGAAAAUAAAAAAUCAAGAGAAGAUUUCACAUCAAAAAGGAACGGUUUACCUUUCUCAGAAUUGUUGGACACGUUAGACGUUGUGUCCCGACAAGAAAACGACAAGCAGAAGUGUUCUCUCUCGGAAGAUGACUCUCUCUUCGAGGAAAGCGAGGAAGACACUAAAGCACCUCUGUUGAAGAGCCCACAGGCCAUUUCUCCUCUCUCUAUAGCAGCUGCUCUGUGCACAGAGUAUCCCUCCGACUGGAGCUUGAAGACCCGUCUUCUUUUCACGUCCUCGCUGUCACUGUCUUGGUGUGAGCAGCCGAAAGCUCAGGAGGAAGCCUUAGGGCUCAGCCAGCACUGCCGAGCACAGUUUAGCACAUUGCCCCAUAACUUGCAGGAUCCGAAGUCAUGUACAGAACUUCGCUGUGCCUUUCAGCAGAGUCUGAUCUAUUGGCAACAUCCUAGCCUGCCUUGGUUGCCUCUUUUCCCCAGGAUCAAUGCUGAGCGACGAUUUACUGGAAAAAGUGCCCCUUGGGCACAAGAUGCAGAUCUGCAGCGAGUGCUUAUGAGUGAAUGGUCAGCCAGUCUGUCGUCACUCUACAGUCUCCUAAAGGCCAAGCUGUGUCCUUACUUCUAUGUCUGCUCCUAUCAGUUCACAGUGUUGUUCCGGGCAGCUGGACUGGGAGGCUCAAGCAGCAUAAAUGCACUGGUUUCUCCCACAACCAGUGGCCUCCGGGAAGCCAUGAGGGCUGACGGUAUCGAGUUCAGGCUGCCUCUAGUGGAAGAAAGGACAAGCAGAGAGCCACAGAUUCUUGGUGACAAGGAGACGCCACAGCAGAAAGAGUCAGACCACCUCGAGGAUGAGUGCUGCUCAGAUAGCCUUGAAGCUGAGGACGAAGACGAAGGCCGCAGCAUCUCAUGGCUAAAGGAGAUGGGAGUCCAGGACAAGAUCAAGAAGCCAGACUGCAUCAGCAUCCCACUGCAUAAGGGUGGCCGAACGGUGAAUGUUGACCACAAGCCGGAAUCUGUGGUGUUUGUAGAGGGGAUGCACACGUUUACACUCAUCAACUUUCUCAUCAACUGUAAGAGUGCAGUGGCAGUGGCGGGGUCUCAGGCAGGGCUACCACCGACCAUUCUGGCCCCCGUUGCUUUUAGAGGUGCUUCGAUGCAUUCGCUUAAGGCCCGUUGUGUAAAUGUCAAGAGCCAGGUUGGUUCUGCCUACCAGAACAUUAGCAGUAUGGAGAUAACAGGACCUAUCCUGCCAACCUCUCUCCAUGCCAUCACAACAUUGCUCAGGCCCGCACAGAAAGGAAAUUUCUCAGCCACGCUUUACACGCACACGCCCACAGCCAUCCUGAAUGUUCAUAGAAACGGGCAACAGUGUACGAGUGGCUCACCAGACCUGUUGGCAUUUGGCCUUAAUCCAGCCUCCAUCCAACAGCUGAUGCAACCAUCCAGCCUGGGAAAGACAGCUCUCACACAAAUCACCAUGAAUAACUACAACUACAGUUGGAAGAAGUGA
Messenger RNA from Nerophis lumbriciformis (worm pipefish), 1830 nucleotides. The record is from RefSeq and is a predicted model, not a curated record. NCBI's taxonomy places the organism in Eukaryota, Metazoa, Chordata, Actinopteri, Syngnathiformes, Syngnathidae.